ACAGUGCAAGAAAUAUCAACUGCGUCGUAUUUGGAAAUUUUCAAACGUACUUGAUUUCCGGUACAACUUCUCGGUACGUAUAUAGCAUAGAAAAGGGGAAACGACAGACGAUAGGCAUCGUAGACGGAAAGCUCUUCCGCAGAAGGGCAAACGUCGGUUUCGUCGGCGACGAUAUUCGCGGUGGAAAGGGUAAUGGUGGUAUUGAUUGCAACGGAACUUGACCGCGCAAACUCUCUGUCUGCCCUCAAUGAAAUGACGUACUUACAUAUGGAACCACGACAAACGGCAAGACGAUAAAAACCUGUGGAUACCACACCUGGCCAACACCUGCCAGUUGAAACGGUGAUGAUGACAUCGACCCUCUGCACCUGCACAUGGCUGCUGCUACCCUGCUGCGUUCUCGUCACCCUCUCCACCGGUGAACUCGAUUUUUAUCGAGAUGAAGUCCCUGAAAUCUCGGAGAACAUCAUGCUCAGGCAAGUUAUCAAGUAUCUCGAGGGGCAGAGAGCACGUUUCUCCUCGUUGCUGGCUAACCAGGCCCACAAGAAGCAUCGUGUGGAUCUGGAUCGACUGAAGGAGAGGGAUUUGCUGGAGGCAUUGGUGAACAAGGGUAGCCUAGCUGAGAUUCUGAGAAACGGAAAACCGAAAGGAUGGAAUCACCGACAAAUGCGAUAUAACGAGCCGAUCAACGAAUCACCGCAACAGAGAGAACCGUUCUACGACUUGAAUCCAUUCGAGAGCCCGUUGGAAUAUCCGAAUUUUAAGUUGCCUUAUUAUCCGCGUGAAACGAACGAAGAAGAUGGGAAUUUCCAAGACGAUGGUUAUCAGUACGAUAGAAAUCCACCGUUGAAACAGAUGGCUUACGAGGAGACGAAUUUCAAUAAGGAAAUGAAGGAUGAACCUUUGUUAGAUUUUCACGGAAGUUACGACGGUUCUAUGGUUAACGAGGACGAAGGGGAUAACGACAGGAAGACGCAGAAACCGCAUAUGACCAAUCCGGAAUUUUUUUUUAAGUUCGACGACUUGAAUCCACCGGAGAGACAUCCGUUUGCGGUAAAGCCGAACGAUCCACGUUAUUAUCAGGAAACUUUUUACUUGGCAGAUGCCGGUGAUACGUGGGUUAACGAGAAACCGAGAAGGAACAAGACCAAGUGGGAUCAGGAGAAUAAGGCAAUGGAGAAAACUGACGCAGUCCGCAAAGAAAGCCCGAGGCACGUUGAAUCGAAGUUUAAAGACACGUCGAUGAUUGUGUUGCCAGAGUUGGAACGUCGUACAGAAUACAAUCCACUGUUCGUACCUGUGAAUCAGGAUUUUAAUAAUGAUAUAUAUUUUACUGCUAUCGUUGCUGGUUGCAGCGCAGCGGCCAUGUGUGCACUUGUAUUAAUCGCUUUAACAUGGUACAGACUAAAAUGGGGUGCCAAAGCAGCUGCUGACAUAGAGUAUCCAGCUUAUGGUAUAACAGGUCCGAACAAAGAGGUAUCGCCUUCGGGAGAUCAAAGACUUGCACAGUCUGCUCAGAUGUACCACUUCCAACACCAAAAACAACAAAUUAUUGCCAUGGAAAAUCGUGUUUCUGCAACCAGAGAUCCAGGCUCUGUCUCGGAAGCUGAUAGCGAGGAGGAGAAUGAGGAAGGAGAUUACACCGUUUACGAGUGCCCGGGACUAGCUUCUACAGGAGAAAUGGAAGUGAAGAAUCCAUUGUUCCACGAUGAUCCAACACCAGCAACACCAGCACAAAUGAAUAAACAAGAGGACCAUAAUAUAUAGUUUGAGUAAAUUCUAAAUAUAUUUGAUUUGAAAUAUCUUCUUCUGGUGCUUAGCUCACUGUUAAUGUACCAUAUCGGAAACAUUUAUCUAUAUAUUGAAUGUAUGAAACAACUUUAAUACUUAUAUGA
Habropoda laboriosa is the source of this 1895-nucleotide messenger RNA. RefSeq lists its product as uncharacterized. The transcript is spliced from 8 exons. Lineage: Eukaryota; Metazoa; Arthropoda; Insecta; Hymenoptera; Apidae. The record is from RefSeq and is a predicted model, not a curated record. Bases 346 to 1767 code for a protein of 473 amino acids. Gene Ontology annotation, cellular component: membrane.